Raphanus sativus (radish) is the source of this 563-nucleotide messenger RNA. RefSeq lists its product as uncharacterized. The transcript has a single exon. Bases 78 to 428 code for a protein of 116 amino acids. Lineage: Eukaryota; Viridiplantae; Streptophyta; Magnoliopsida; Brassicales; Brassicaceae. The record is from RefSeq and is a predicted model, not a curated record.
GUUCACAAAGACAAAAUUCCGGAGAGAGAGAGAGAGAGAGAGAGAGAGAGAGAGAGUAGCGGUAGUGAAUCUAAGCUAUGUCGGAUCCUUACGAGAGGGUGAAGGGUGGAAGGUUAGCGUUUAAAGGAGGCGAUCUAGCCACGAUCAAAAAGAAUAAGAAGCAAAAGCAAAAGAAGAACAAGAACAAGGAUAAGCUCGACGACGGUGCCGAUGUUGAAAAGAUGACUCCCGACGGUGCAGCCACUUCCUCCGCCGCAGAUGGUAAAGACGAUAUCUACUCUAUCGACGCCGCGAAGAAGAGGAAGUACGAUGAGCUUUUCCCCGUGGAGGCAAAGAAGUUCGGUUACGUUCCCAAAUCGAACUUCGAUUCGGUUGUAGAGGCUCUCGACGAUCGAGUCAAGAAGAAGGCCGAUCGCUACUGUAAAUAGAAUCUUUUGCAUCUCCUUUUGUUGAAUCUACUGAACUUUAUUUGCUACUCUCUCAUAAGCUACUUUUGCAACGAUGCGUAAUUUCAUAUAAUGUUUGAAACUGGUUAAUUUGGAAUCCAAAUUUGGUAUUCAUCC